Molecule: messenger RNA, 1447 nt
Organism: Capsella rubella
Lineage: Eukaryota; Viridiplantae; Streptophyta; Magnoliopsida; Brassicales; Brassicaceae
Product: disease resistance protein CHL1-like
Exons: 1
Coding region: 23-1447 (474 amino acids)
Biological process (GO): signal transduction; defense response
Molecular function (GO): ATP hydrolysis activity; ADP binding
Source: RefSeq, a predicted model, not a curated record
GUUGGAACUUUGAACCAAACCAAUGUCCUCUUCUUCGUCGUUAUCUGGAAGAAAGGUGGAUGUCUUCCUGAGUUUCUGCUGCAAGACUAGCCAGGGGUACUUUCAAGAGAUUUUGUUUCAAUAUGGCAUAAAAACUUUUAAAUCCAACUGGUGCUGGGAGACAAGAUAUGGACCAAUUGAUCAACAGACACUCGAGGCUUUGGAAGAGUCGAAAGUCGCGGUUGUGAUGACGUCUGAGACGAAACCUUGUUCCUUUGGGUUCCUGGAAGAGCUAAUAUUAAUACUUAAAUUUUACGAGAAGGGUUCAAUCACGGUCAUACCCAUCUUUCUCAACGCAUACUCUUUUAAUGUGGAAGAAAUCUGCCAACAGUAUCCGGAGAAGGCGCCAAGUUGGAAAACUGCACUUACCAAAUUGACCAACAUUGUUGACGAAUAUCCAUUUUCUCGGAAUCUUGUCGGCAUGGGACAAUCAGAUUGGCUCAAGCAAAUUGCUCAUGACAUUUUUCUUCUCUUGCUCAAAUCUACAUCAAACGGUUUGAAUGACCUUGUUGCAAUGGAUCGUCACAUGAAAGUGGUUUAUGACUUGUUGGAUUCACAGGUUAGCAAAGAAGUUCGUACCAUUGGCAUUUGGGGUAGUGCAGGUGCUGGGAAAACAACACUGGCAAAACACAUUUGUGCAAAGAUCUCAGUUAAUUUUCAGACAUAUGUUUAUCUAGAAAAUGUCGAAAACAUGAAAGACAAGAUUCUAAAGUUUGAAGGGGAAGAAGAUCCAACAAUAAUAAUAAGUUCAGGUCAAGUUGUGCUUGAAAUUACCGAAGCAAGGAGUAAACACCGGAAAGUCCUCCUUAUCGCUGAUGAUGUGAAUAACAUAGAACAGGGGAAGUGGGUCAUUGAAUACGCUAACUGGUUUGCUCCAGGAAGCAGAGUCAUUCUUAUUAGCCAAAACAAGAAUUUGCUUGUUGACGCCGGAGUGAAGCAUGUGUAUGAAGUCAGAUCUUUAAGAUAUGAUGAAGCUCUUCAACUCUUCUCUCAUUUUGCUUUCAAGCAGCCAUAUCCACCUUCUGAUUUUGAACAGCUUGCAGUUCGUGCUGUCCAUCUUGCAGGCUUUCUUCCUUUGGGCCUUAGACUGUUAGGGUCGUUUUUAACUGGUAGAGGUCGAGAGGAGUGGGUAGCUGCACUGCUCAAACUCAAGGCAAAGCAAGGUGGAAAAAUAAUGGAAGUCUGGAAACUUAUGGAACCACCAGGAAAUAAAGUUCAAGAGGAGUGGGAAGCUGCUGCAGACUUGAUGGAAAGGAAGGAAUCAUUAGAAGAUAAAGGUCACGAGGAGUGGGAAGCUGCUGCAGACAUAAUAGAAAGGAAAGAAUCAUCACAAGAUAAAGGUCAAGAGGAGAAGGAAGUUGCUGCAGACAUUAUGGAAGGAAAGGAAUUAUCGCAAGACAAACAAUAA